Molecule: messenger RNA, 303 nt
Organism: Macrosiphum euphorbiae (potato aphid)
Lineage: Eukaryota; Metazoa; Arthropoda; Insecta; Hemiptera; Aphididae
Source: the annotation of a GenBank genome assembly
AUGGAAGACGAAUCCCAACUCAAAGGCGGACAUGCCCAAGCAGUCAAAGCCGGCGGCAUGCGCAUCGUGCAGCACAAGAACGUCAACUCGGCCGCCGACAAGCUAUCUGCCGCCGCUGCGGACGAGGCCAAUUCGGUUUUGAAAGUCUCCACUAGUCCGCCCAAGCAGACCGUGGUACCGGUGCACGCUCACAACGACUAUCCGACCCAAGCCGUCCAGAAAACCCACGACAAGCCGACGCCCAGCCACGAGAUGAGACAGCACACGUGCACGAAACCGACCAUCCAUCAGCCGCGCAAAUGA